This is a messenger RNA of Xyrauchen texanus (razorback sucker), 4604 nucleotides long. RefSeq names its product zinc and ring finger 2b (gene znrf2b). NCBI's taxonomy places the organism in Eukaryota, Metazoa, Chordata, Actinopteri, Cypriniformes, Catostomidae. The transcript is spliced from 5 exons. The record is from RefSeq and is a predicted model, not a curated record. The coding region runs from base 147 to 875 and encodes 242 amino acids.
ACGUACUGCUUUUCAUUUCCAAAGCGUUUAGUUUGUAUCAACUGUCGCAAAAAGUUUCUCGGACGCGUUUGUUGCGUCGCAGCGCAGGACGCGUCAAAUGUGACAGUUGGACGCUUCCCGUCCGCUGCCAGUGUGUGUGUGUGUUUAUGUUUUUGUCUUUAAUAAUUACAAAUCACAAUCUGAGGGGAGCGUCAGUUGGCAUGGGCGUCAAACAGAGCAGUCCCGCGGCCAACGGGCGCACGCGGGCGUACUCGGGCUCGGAUUUGCCGUCGGGCACGGCGUCGAGUAACAGCAACGGCCGAACGGCGGCGGUGGCGAUGAGAUAUCACGGGCACGGCGCGUCAGGUGCGACAUCAUCAUCAUCAUCAUCAUCUGCGGCGGUGGCCGCUCAUUAUAUCGGUCACAGGACGCGAUCUGUAGGGGCUGUUGGUGGUACCGGCCCGGGCGUCAGACCGCAGUCGGGCAUUAAUAUACCGAACUCUGCAGCGUAUAGUUCUCAGGAGUCCGGUAACAGCACACCGGAGGAGAACGCCGCAGACAGAGAGCGGUCAGCCGGGACUCCGAGACUGUUGAUCGGAUCUCUACCUGCUCACCUGUCGCCUCAUCUCUUUGGAGGUUUCAAGUGCCCCGUCUGCUCAAAGUUCAUCUCUUCAGAUGAAAUGGACCUUCAUCUCGUCAUGUGCUUGACUAAACCUCGAGUGACCUACAACGAGGACGUCCUGGUGAAGGACGCAGGAGAAUGUGCAAUAUGUCUGGAGGAGCUGGUGCAGGGAGAUACCAUCGCACGCCUGCCCUGCCUCUGCAUCUAUCACAAAGGCUGUAUUGACGAGUGGUUUGAAGUGAACAGAUCGUGUCCAGAACAUCCUUCAGAUUAAACACACCUCUGUCACCUAUGCACAGGUUUUUAUCCUCCUGGUCGUGAGAAGCGAUGUAUGCUACUAGCGGACAGCAAUGUGAACUGUCUUCCUCAUCUGGACACUGUGACUUCGGCUUGUUCAGGCUGAGCGGGACUGGCCUGAUCACUCAAACCACACCCACUUUACCCGUAGCCCCGCCCCCUUGCCAGUCUCCAUAUAUAAACCCCAACGUGCCAAAACUCAUUCAAGCAAUCUUCAGGGAAACUCUGUGCUGUUGACUCUCUUCCCACAUCUUGAUAAUACGAAAACUCAAGAUCUCAGAUAAUAGAUUUGCUCCUCUGUUGCACAAUGUUUCAACCAAGAUGUUCGGAUUACUCUGCUAAAAAAUGUCUAAUCAGAUUUUUGUCUUGUGUUCCAGUAAAACAUCCUUAAAACUCGAUGCAUUUCCUUGAGACGCAAAAUGGUGUACGAUAACUUUUUUACUGCAAGAUAAGACAAAAAUACUGGGUACGAAAAAAAACAUGUUUGUAUUGUGUAAUGUAGCCACACCCAGAGACACUCGUCUGUUCAUUUCAUUGGCUGGACUCAGGGUCAGCUGACCGUCUCAUUUAAUUCACGGAUUAUCGGGGUCGAUUGUACUCUCAAGACUUUCUGCGGGACUGUAUCUACCAGUGCCUUCAUUUUCAAAUCCUAAGAGCGGAGGUGGCUACGUUUUGUUCGCCCCCUAGUGGACGGGCGCGAUGGAAUCAAGAAAAGACAAAGUUAUGAUUUCAUUAGCCAUUUCGCUCGUGCCUGGAUAUGACGGGCCAUUCCGGUGAUUUCUGAUUCGGGGUGGCCCUGAGCCAUACUGAGAUUUGAAGUGCCCUGCACCCAUGUGACGCCCUCUUUCGCUCGCAUCUGUUUCUAUGGAGUCGAGGCGGUCGUUGUUUCGCUCACUUCACAACUGUCCCGUGCAUCUGGAGUCUCGUAGUAAUAUAUAUAUGUAUGUCAGGGGCGUCAGAGUUCAGAUGCACCGUAGCACAUCUCACAGGUCUCAUCGUGAUCAUUUAUGCAAUUCAUAUUUAUCAUAUAAAAAUAUUUAACCACAUCAGUUGUUUGUAUGUCAAACAGAUCUGGGCCUUAAAGGGACAGUUCACCCAAAAAUGUGAAUUCCCUCAUCAUUUACUCACCCUCAUGCCAUCCCAAUAUCAAUAUUUAAUAAUAUUGGGAUGGUAUAUUUCAAAUCAAUGUUUAAAUCCUUUUUUUAUAUAUAUAAAUCUCCACUUUCACUUUUACUUUCAGAAUGUCAAAGUGGAUAUUUAUAGUAAAAACGGACUUCAAUUUUGAUCAGUUUCUCUCCCACACCUAUCAUAGCUCUUCUGAAGGCAUGGAUUAAACCACCGGAUUACUUUGAAGCUCCAAAAAGAAUAUAAAUGCAGCAUAAAAGUUCUGGUCACCAUUCACUUGCAUUGCAUGGACCAACUGAGCUGAAAUAUUCUUUUAAAAAUCUGUGCGUCCUGCAGAAGAAAGUAAGUCAAACACAUCUGGGGUGGCAUGAGGCUGAGUAAAUGAUGACAGAAUUUUCAUUUUUGGGUGAACUGUCCUUUUAAUUCAAUACAGAUAUUACAAUAAGCCUCAAAAAGUCCAGGUGCGUUAUAGUAAUGAUAAUUUGGUUGUAAUAUUAAGUUGUCAUUAAAAUAUUGCACAAUGCAAAAAUAUGAUUUCCUUAUUUAAUUUUAUUUCCUAUUUGAUUUUGGGGUGAAAUAUAACCUGGAUUUGUUCACACCAUUAUGAGAAUAUUCAGUGUAUUUGUAUUGUCUGCGUUGGUCUUUCAAAGGAAUGUUCCGGGUGCCAGAAUGUUGAUUACGGCAAAAAUGAUGUUUAUGGUGAGACGCUUCCAAUGCAAGUCAAUGGGGGUUUAAUCUGUAAACAUUCAAAUACUCACUUGUUUGAAAAGUAUAGACACGAGACGUAAACAACACAUGUGUAAACAUGAUUUUAGAGCGCUAAUAUCACGUGCUAACCGCAUCUGUGGAAAUUUCUAGCCGAUUUUACAACUUAAGCGCCAUUAAAAUGCAACGGCAGUGAGUUCAUCCCAGUAAAAUCAUGUAUACAUUUGAAACAGUAUUUGUCAUGUUUACAGAUUGGCCCAAUUGACUUCCAUUGUAAGUGAUUUAUUUAUAUAUAUUUUUUUUUUUUUGUGGUAGUCAGCUUUAUGCCACAAAUGCUGAACUUUAUUCCUUUAUUUAGUGGCCAGACAUUGAAUAAAAGCUGCAACAUUUGUAUUUUUGUCCCCGGGAGAGUUGUGGGCAUUUCCCAGUACCCUUCCUCAUACACGUGCUGCCAACUGGGUUUGAAAGUCACUAAUCUGUGAUUGUACGAGGGACUUUGUUAUUCUGUUUGUAGCAGUGUGUAGAGUUCGGCCUUAUGUGUUUAUACGUCAACUAACCGCGGCCCGUUGAUGUUGAAUAAAGUGUGACUCCCCAAAGACCCUUCUGUGGUAAAUCAAAGGCGCCAUAAGAGCUUUAAAGUGCUGCUAAUUCUGUAUGUUGAGGGCGAUGAGUCCUUGUUUAGGCCAUCUUUAGGACAUUGAAAGAGGAUGUUGAUUUUCGUUAGCAUAUAGCAAACGCAGCAAUAUCAUCGUAUAUAUGUUGUGUGGAAACUCAGAUGUAACUUAAGUAAAUAAUACAUUUAAAUGUCACAUUUUUUGAUGAUGUAAAUGUUUGAUAUUUUGCUGCUUUGUACGUAAGUCUGUUCCCGGAACAUUUGAGCCUCGAUGAAUCCGAUUGGAUCAGUUGUCAAUCAAUCAAAGCUUUCCGUGUAGAAGUCAAAGUGUGUCUUUUAUGCGCUAUUUAACUGUCACCAGGUAACUUGGUGCUUGAUCUAGUUUCAGGCUUUUGUUUGUUUGUUUGUUUGUUUUUCAUUUUAGGUGGACAUGAAACCUGCAAUUGUACACAAGUUAACUUUAAUUCCUGUGAGGAGCAGAAGUCGGGACAUUAAACACAACAUGUGAAGUCUAACAGUGCCCGUGCAGAGGAUCAUCACUUUUGUAAUGAUUUUGAUUCAUUGUAACAUUCCAAAUAUGAAACAAAAAAUGUACAGAGAUGAAAAUAAACAAAGCAAAAUCUUUUUAAGCACAGAUCAUUUAAUACUUGUUGAAUGUGUGUGUGUGUGUAAGUGCGUACGCGUGUGAGAGAGUGUGUGUGUGAGCAAGUGAGAGUGUAUUUGUGUGUGUGUGCGUGUGUGUGAGCAAGUGAGGGAGAAUGUAUCUGUGUGUGUGUGUGUGUGUUUGUGUGUGUGAGCAAGUGAGACAGACUGUAUUUGUGCGUGUGUGUGUGUGUUUGUGUGUGUGAGCAAGUGAGACAGACUGUAUUUGUGCGUGUGUGUGCGCGUGAGUGUGUGAGAGAGAGCGAGUGUAUUUGUGUGUGUGUGUGUGUGAGAGAGAGAGUGUGUGUGUGUGUGAGAGAGAGAGAGAAAGUGUGUUUUUUUGUGUGUGUGUGUGUGUGAGAGAGGGAGAGCGUGUUUGUGUGAGUGAGUGAGUGUGUGUGCGUUUUACGGCUGGGCGAUAUUCAUGAUAUAUUCACAAUAAUUUGUAUGCAUUUUUUAUUUAGCCAGUAUUGUUUCCUAAAGAUCGUGUCAGUCGCAACCUUUCGACAUUUAUCAUGUGCAGGAUUUUAAUUAUCAUCUGCCGAUAUUUGUAAUUGUGCUUGUGAAAAUGCAUUUAUAAAAAAUUACAGCUUUUACUAGAUUAAAUUCUAGUUAAGUUAC